CAUGCGUGAUAGUGUUAAGUGACGUCAUCCACAGGAGAAACUUUGCGUUGAAGAUCUGUAGCAUUCCCAAAACAUUCACAAUGUCAUACGCAUAUCUAUUUAAAUAUAUUAUUAUCGGAGAUACAGAGUAAUGGUAUCAAGCUAGGACCCCAGCAUUCCCCAUCAAGUCCGAGUGGAGCGCCAUCUGGAGGCAGUGGUGGAAACCAAGGCGGUGGCUGCUGUUAAGUGAAAAGAACUGAAGAUGUUUUGUUUUUCUAAAAGAUGUCAAAACUGUGACUGCAGUAAGCUGCCGUGCCCCUGAAUGUGCAGAACAACAGGCAUACAUUACAGUUGAUGGAAAAGCUGCAUAAGGGUUACUGUGAGGGCAUUCAGAACUAAGGAUGAAAGAAAAGAAAUUAUUGAUAAAAAUUUUUGGAAGACAUACCAGUUAUUACAGAUCAAAAUAUGAUGGAGGAAUGUAAAUUCUGCAUUUUGAAUAUUUCUUCUUACAACAAAAUGUCAGUUGUAAUGUGAGUUACAAUUGCUGAAGACAUUUUACCAUCCCCAACCCCCACUCCCAAAAGGAGGGGAUAGAAAAAGUUUAGAAAUAAUGACAAUUAAACAAAUUUUGAAUAAAAAACCACAUUUUAGAAAUA
Messenger RNA from Lingula anatina, 635 nucleotides. Its product is annotated as ras-related protein Rab-2. Gene Ontology annotation, molecular function: GTPase activity; GTP binding. The record is from RefSeq and is a predicted model, not a curated record. NCBI's taxonomy places the organism in Eukaryota, Metazoa, Brachiopoda, Lingulata, Lingulida, Lingulidae.